This is a messenger RNA of Phyllopteryx taeniolatus (common seadragon), 4851 nucleotides long. RefSeq names its product TRAF3-interacting protein 1-like. Gene Ontology annotation, cellular component: centrosome; axoneme; intraciliary transport particle B. Gene Ontology annotation, molecular function: microtubule binding. The record is from RefSeq and is a predicted model, not a curated record. Gene Ontology annotation, biological process: intraciliary transport; cilium assembly; regulation of microtubule cytoskeleton organization. The coding region runs from base 187 to 2067 and encodes 626 amino acids. The transcript has 16 exons. Lineage: Eukaryota; Metazoa; Chordata; Actinopteri; Syngnathiformes; Syngnathidae.
UAGACGAAGAAGAGGAGCAUGAGCGAUUCUUACUCCCAAGUACGCAUGCGCGAACAUUUAUGCUACUUGCAAUUUAAAAAGAAGCGACUCAGGUUGAUUUAUUUUUGUCCAAGGUACUCUUCUUUUCUUCUUCUUUUUAUUUAUGUAUUUAUUUUUAAAAACAUUUUAGCUUAAAAAACCGCUGCAAUGAACGCGGCAGUUGUAAGAAAGACGCAAGACUUGCUUGGAAAGGUGAUAAAGAAACCACCGCUGACUGAAAAACUGCUCAGCAAACCACCGUUUCGAUACCUGCACGACAUCUUCAGUGAGAUCAUCAGAACUACUGGUUUCAUGAAAGGCCUGUACAAAGACAGUGAAUUAAAGUCAGAUAAUGUAAAGGACAAAGAGACUAAGAUAGCCUUCCUUCAGAAAGCAAUAGAUGUCGUGAUACUCGUCAGUGGGGAGCCCCUUGCAGCAAAGCCGGCACGUAUUGUGGCUGGCCACGAGCCCGAGAAGACCAAUGAGCUGCUGCAGGCUAUUGCCAAGUGCUACCUCAACAAGUUGUCCAGUGAAGAGGCAGUGAAACGAGUACUCUCUGGGGAGAAGGUGGACUUGAAAACUAAGGCCACAUCUAAGUCCCAAGACAAAGAGAAUCGAGAGGGACGUGAACAUCAGACAUUGGAAAGAGAGGAGAAGAAGAAGCUCGAGCGCAGCGGGAGCAGAGAAGACAAGGCCCCGGAUCAGCCCAGAGAGCCAGAGAGAAAUCGUCGAGAUGGCGAGCGAGACCAUCGCCAUGACAGGGAGCAUCCCGGCAAGAACCACCGGCGUGAACAGGACCACACCAAAGACGGUGACCAAGACAAGAGCCGCGAGCGAGCGCAAGACAAGGAUAGAGACAAAGGCAGAGGAAAAGACAGAAACAAAGAGAAGGAUAAAGACCACGAAAGAGAUAAGGACAAGAGUCGAGAUAGAGACAGAAUCAGAGAAAGAGAUUCUCAAAGGGACCAUGAAAAAAGCAAGGACAAACGAUUAGAACGAGACAAAGAGGCAGAACGAUGCAAAGACAAAGAAGACAAGAACAGAAGUGAAGAGAGAGAGAGUAACCACAAGGAUAGAAUACCAGAAGUACAACAAAAACCCACUGAGGAAGAGCCCAGAAAAACAGCCAAACCUGUGCCAGCUGAACCAGAGCAAGCUGAUGAGACCAUCUCACAGUCCGGUAGUCCAGCAAGAAUACCUCGGCCUUCUUCUGCCAAAGGACAAAGGAGGAAACCUAGAAUUACAGGGCAGGAUGAAUCUGACAGUGAGGGGGAUGCUGAUGCCCCCAAGGAAAGAGGAAAUGCUGCAGGUCCCUCAUUUCCAUCUGAAAUGACCUCCAGCAGUAAGCGAAUGGCGCGGCCCAGCAGCGCUCGUCCGGCUCCUCCUCGAGCAAAGAAACAGGAGAGCUUCACUGAUGGGGUUCCAACUGAGAGGGUUUCUAGUGCUAAGUCGUCAGUCAUUAGAGAGGGGAAGAAGCUGUCUGAUGAUGAGGAUGAGGAAGAUGAGCAGUUUCUUGUGGCAGAGGCGGCCCCUGAACCUGCAAAUACUCUUGAGAAGGAAUCUCCACAAGACCUCAACAGUGAUGAAAAACAUGGUGGACUCGUGAAAAAGAUCCUUGAGACCAAAAAAGACUAUGAGUCGUCACCAUCCUCCAUUAAAUCUAAAGAGACGCUGGUGUCAGACGAAGCCCGGAAGAAAGAGCAGGACCUGGUCACGCGAGAGGUGGAGCGGCUGCGUGCGUCCAUCCAGUCGGUGUGUCAGAGCGCGCUGCCUUUGGGGAAGAUCAUGGACUAUGUGCAGGAGGACAUAGACGCCAUGCAAGCAGAGCUGCAAAGUUGGCGGAAGGAGAACAAGGAACAUGCGCAGGCUUUGCUGCAGGAGCAGAAAGCGACAGACUGGGCAUUAGAACCUCUUAAGGCGGAACUUUAUGAACUAGACCAAAUGAUCAAGGAUUACCAGGACAAAAUUUGUGCAGUGAGGUCCAACAUACUAAGAAAUGAAGAGAGGAUUCAGAAGAAGUUGACUGGAAUCAUCUCCAAUUCAACCUGAAGUGAGAAGUCUACAAGCUUCAUUUAAAAAUACUGAGAAAAAGGGUGUAUUUUGUGGCUAUAAAAUAUAUAACAACUCUUCAUUCUGUUAUGAAUAGCCACGUUUAGUUCAGGACUGUUGUACAGGGUGCAAUUUUUUGCAUCUUUGUUAAAAGUUGAGCCCAUUACACACAGAGGUACAUACAUAUCAACUUUUGUAACAAUUGUCGUAGUACCGUGACUGACCCGUGAGAGGCAGCAUAGUGCCACAGGGCAACCUCGCUGCCAGACAAUGCAAAGAAGAAGUAGACUUAGGAUAAGAAAUGGAAGAAGCUUUGCUUAUCUGGUAAGAACAUUGUGGUUCCUACAAACUCUUCUCUUUCCCAUACCACCAUUUGGCACCCUACCCUUGGCAUACCAACCACUAGCUGUACGUACACUGUUUAUUGGUUGAAGUUUUGAUGUAGGGGGAACUCUGUUAGCACUAUCAUUAGUCCGAACAUUACUGUUCAGAGUGGUGUUGAUUGUACACACUUUGCCCAACUCUAAAAUAUUCCGAUGGUUAUUUCAAGACAUGCUAUUGUGUUGGUGUUUAGCACCAUACAGUACUUAGACUGGUUGUGCUUCUUUAGUUUCUCUCUAUGGCUUCAUGGCUUCCUUUUUCUUAAGCAUGAACUUUGUUAGAUAUUGAAGUUCAUUAAGUGGAACGAUCUCUCUGAUCUCUGAAGUUAUGGGAAGGUUGAAGUCAGGAAUGUCAUCUUCCCAUUAAAACCUACGACAUAACUUUAUCCAAGAAAAAAGUUGGAAGAUUUGAAAUAAUUUCCUAAAGAAACGUGAAUCAAUGCAACAAAUAGGUCGCAAGCUAUUUUUGUAUCCGUUGCCAAUCAUUUUAAAUACCAACAGAUUACUUGUGGGCAGUCACCUUUUAAUGCUGUCUGUCAUUUUGCAUUGACCACACAGGCAUUAAAGUCAAUUAGAUUUCUUAUAAAUUGGUGGAAAAAAUGCUGAAAGAUGGAAGAGAGAGAGGACGAGCGGGGCGCAAAGCCCCACCCAAGCUCCAACAAGGAACUGCAGGGCACAGACCAUGACAAAAGAUGCAUCUAUUUAAUUCUUUCUUUGCUUCAAGUAGAGAUAACAUCAGUUGUGAUUGACGAAAAUCGAAAAUAGUCCUAAAUGUAUACAUUGUGUUGUGCAGAUAGUGAUUUAGCAUUUGCCCAUAUAGAUUGACAAAUGUUGGUUAUUGGUUGGUUGGUUCCCAUUUACUCCUAUUCUAUUAUGUUGCCUUUGAGGAGGCCUGAAUCUGUGGGCUUCUUAUGUUUUCAAACUUGGACACACUGCACACUCUUAACAUCACAAGUCUAGAAUACCCCAAAAUGAGCAAUAAUCAGUGUCGUAUGGUACACUUUUCUUCCAUUUUUGAGAUUAUUUUUAUCCAGUUAUGAGAUCUUUAUGAAUGUAUACACUUGGAUCUCAGUACCGAAAAGACAACUCCAUGACCUCGUUGCUUAGAAUUGGUCUCUCUUGCACUUCCAAGUAGCUGAGCUGCGGUGAUGUUUUACGAAAUGUUCUCUCAUAUUUUUUCCAUGUCAAAACAUUUCAAACAUAUCAAUUGUAUCUUCUUUUCCAAAUAUUAUAUCACUUUACGCACCCUUUCAUUCAACAAUAGUUUUACAUUAUGUUCGUAUCGUGUUUGUUUGCGGGUCCAGUUUUCAGGCACAGCUGCACUUUGAUGUAUGUAAAUAGUGAAGGUAGUGUUUUGAAUAUGUUGUUUUGCUUUUUUUUUAAUGGAGUGUUAGUCUAUUAACAUAUGAAUGAAAUGUGCUUUAAGGGAAAGUUAGGCACCAUCAUGGGAAUGUUAUUACCGUAGUUGAAAAACUAUCAUAUAUGUACAUUUAUGUUCAAAUACAACACCGUUGACAUGUUUAAUUGAAGGGGAAUAACAUUAUUAUUAUAAUUUUACCACUGUUUGUUUUUAUAAAUACUCUCAGGUCACAGAUCCAAGUAAUUGAAAUGUUCACUGACAUAAAUAGUCAACUCUUCUUUGUGACCCUAUUGUUUUUACAUUUAAUGAAUGACAAAUUGUAUCUCCUAAUACAAUGCUCUAAAAUGUUGAAAUAUAAGCAUUCACGUAGAGGAGGUGUUCGGUUUACAGUUUCUUGCAAUUUGUAUAUAAAUCGGAACGUGCCGUAAUAUGUCACUAAUCUAUGCUAAUGUAAAGUCAUAUUACAUGAAAUAUAUGCCGACGUACCUGGAGAAAACCCACUUAAGCAUGGGGACGUUCUCUGGGUGCGCCGGCUUCUUCCCACAUUCCAUCAACAUUCUAUUAAGUCUAAUCGUCCGUAGGUGUAAUUGUGAGUGCGAAUGGUCGUUUGCCCUGCGCUCGACUGGUGACCACUCAGGGGUGUACCCUACCCCCCACCUCUAAGUAGGCUCGGACAGGCUCCAGAUCAAUCCUGGCUUGAAAAUAGAAAUGGAAUGGAUGGAUGAGAAACUGCAGUAAAAUAUGGUAAUACAACCAUGUACUCAUGAGAUUGUAAACAUGGCCAAAAGAUGAAUGGUGUUUUGAUUUGUAAUCAUGCAUCUACACCACAUUUUCACAUUGUUCAACGCAGCAGUGAUUACUAUAUACAAAACCUCUUGUUGUUGUUAGAUCAUAAGUUAUAUGUACAUGGGCAGUACAAAGAAUAGCUAGUGUAUUGAAAAUAACUAUUUACACUGUAUAUUCUGUGGAUGUGGAGAUUGUAUUAUAGCUCAUAAUUUGAUGGUUUUUGUAGUGAAGUACAAUAAUAAAUGGCUGCCAUAAGUA